Paramecium sonneborni is the source of this 504-nucleotide messenger RNA. The record is from the annotation of a GenBank genome assembly. Lineage: Eukaryota; Ciliophora; Oligohymenophorea; Peniculida; Parameciidae.
AUGCCAAAUAUCAAAUAGUACAAAUCAGAUUCAUAAAUUCCUUAAUUAAGCACUUUUACCAUUCUCUGUAAAAUAAGUCCAAUUAAUCCUCCAGAUACUCCUAGAGAAAUUUAAACUUUAAAAUUACAAUCAGAUCAAUAAGAUCGUAAAUAAGUUUAGGCUAAUUCAAAAUCAACUUUAAGAUAAGAUGAUUCUAUAAUAAGAAAGAAUGAUAAUAAUUAUUCAAUGAAAUUAAAAAGAAGGAAACCGAUUUUAGUUAUUAGGCAUUCUAAAAGUUUAUAAUGUAUUAAGAAAGAAAAAUCAGUUAGAUUUCUUUUGGAUAAAGAUUAAAGUAGUUUUUAAUUUUAUAUUCUCCAUAAUAAUUAUAUUCAAAAAGGGAAAAAAAACUUGGUAGAAAAUUGUUCUUUAAAACAGAUUGAUGAAGAUGUAUCUCCAAGCAAUAAUGGAGCGAAGAAGUUAUUUGAAAAAAUUCAUAAAAAGUAUGAAUCUAAAGUACAUUUCUGA